AUGGGCGAGUACUCGAAAGCACUUUCAUCGUACGAACGAUCACUUGAAAUCCGAAAAAUAGCUCUCCCUCCGAAUCAUCCCGACUUGGCUGCUUCCCACAACAACAUCGGUAAUGUGUAUACUAACAUGGGCGAGUACUCGAAAGCACUUUCAUCGUAUGAACGAGCGCUUGAAAUCCAAAAAAUAGCUCUCCCUCCGAAUCAUCCCUUCUUGGCUGGUUCCUACAACAACAUCGGUAUGGUGUAUGAUAACAUGGGCGAGUACUCGAAAGCACUUUCAUCGUACGAACGAUCACUUGAGAUCAAAAAAAUAGCUCUCCCUCCGAAUCAUCCCGACCUCGCUCAAUCCUACAACAACAUCGGUUUGGUGUAUAAUAACAUGGGCGAGUACUCGAAAGCACUUUCAUAUUACGAAAAGGACCUGGAGAUCAGUCUGAAAGCUCUCCCUCCGAAUCAUCCCGACUUGGCUACUUCCUACAACAACAUCGGUAUGGUGUAUGAUAACAUGGGCGAGUACUCGAAAGCACUUAAAUACUACGAAAAAGCACUACAAAUCAAAAAAAUUGCUCUUUCCUCAGGGCAUCCAAGUACUGCAUGCACAGAAAGAAACAUUGAAAUUGUAAAAAAGAAAAUGAAUCUCUCAUGUCCUAUUCAGUCAAUAUGUUAUCCUAUGAUUAUGGCACGUUUUCUAAUGAUAAAUGUAAUUGAUCAAUUAUUUGAGCAUUAUAAUCAAAAUCAUAGUAAAAUUUUAAUGAUUGGUUAUCUUAAAUUAAAUAUCAAAAAAUUUCAAUCAUCAUCAAGAAAAAGUCAACGAUCAAUAACAAGAACUAGAAAUAUUGGUACAAAUGAACAACAUCUUUCAAUCAAGAAUGAUAAAGAUUCAUCAAUAAUAUCAAACACAAAUAAAGAUACAAAAGUUAAUUUUGAACGAUUACUUUCAACAACAUUAUUUUCUAUAAAAUCAGUACAUUUUCUUACUCAUAUAAUCCAUCAACUGGAAAUGAUUGAAGAAACUAUGACAGAUUAUGAUACAUCAUCACAUUUUAUUUAUAGUAUUGCUAAAUUCCUUGUUAUGUUAUCACAUGAUACACUUCAUUCAAAACAAGUUAUUUAA
This is a messenger RNA of Rotaria sordida, 1113 nucleotides long. The record is from the annotation of a GenBank genome assembly. Lineage: Eukaryota; Metazoa; Rotifera; Eurotatoria; Philodinida; Philodinidae.